Messenger RNA from Bacidia gigantensis, 1044 nucleotides. RefSeq lists its product as uncharacterized. The record is from RefSeq and is a predicted model, not a curated record. NCBI's taxonomy places the organism in Eukaryota, Fungi, Ascomycota, Lecanoromycetes, Lecanorales, Ramalinaceae. The transcript is spliced from 2 exons. The coding region runs from base 1 to 1044 and encodes 347 amino acids.
AUGGGCUAUUUAACGAAGUUAUUUUUCUUGACGUUCGGCCUGACCUUCGAUGUCCAUACAUUCAACGUCCCACUGGUCGAGUCCAAGCCAAAUACCAGCACAAUAAAGGGUGUCUCUUUAGGUCUGCCUCUGGAUCCUCGCCAUCCUCCCAAUAUCUUUGUGGACCCUUCUCGUCAAGGUCAAAGUUCCAUACCUGCCGGGAUGCUCAUCUUCACCUGGCUCUGGGAAGUCUCGAGACAAUGGGCUGUUCUUCACCCGGAUGUCAUCUACUACUCAACCCACAUCACAAAUCAAAUCUUUCCAGUAAUCGAUAUUUUUAUUGUUCCUGAAACGAGCAAAAAGGGUCAACUGAGCACUCAAAUCUUUGUCUGGGCGCUCCUCACAGCUAUUCAUGCUGUUGAUCUUUCUUCGCCUGAUGACGAUCCUGAGUCCACCAAGAAGGAUCCGUACUUAGUACCAAGUUUCACUAUCAUCUAUCAGGACAAUGUUCUUGGCACAUUCAGAACUACCAUGGUGUCUUCCACCACCAACGACAGCGCAAUUGACAUCGAUCCUAGUCUAGAACAAGACGCCUCUCUAGGCAUUUCACUCGAUUCGGAGUUCACCGGACAAGCCAUGUCUAUGAAAGGUAUUCUUCUAAUUGUGUGGCGUCUUCUCAGGGAAUUGUGGGCCUUCCAGGCGCAAGCUACGGUCGGAUCACGAUAUGGAGCAGGUAGCCGACUAGAAAUGACCUUUCCGGAAAUGAAGAACUACGUGAUUAUGUUGGCAUUGUAUGAUGUAGGACCUCCAACAAAUCCGGUACUCUGGAAAGACCUUGUGAGCGCUGUGACAUUCGCACUUCUGGAGCCGAUAAAACGUAACAAAUGGCAAAGUUGCGUGUCCACACUUAGCAAACCAGGCGUGCAGGACUUCGCGAAACUUGCUUGGUGCGUGCCGGCUCGGCCUGGUGGAGGAUGCCCUGGGAUUGAUGCUUCAGAUGCUGCUAUCACGAAUACCACCCAAAUCAAAACUAGCUGGGCUGAUCAGUCGGAUAGUACGCAAUAG